GUAGUCCCGGACCGUGGUGCCUCAGAGGGACGCCACAUUCUCGAUAAGCAGCACCUUGCCCCGCAGGGAACCCAGGCUCACAGGCUCCCCGGCCAGCGGGCGCCCCGAGAAGGUGUACACCGACUGGGCAGCCGCCGCCGCCGCUAGCCGAGCAGCACACAAGGCGCAGCUAUUCGAGGAGCUAAGGGAGCGCCCCGAACCAGCCGCGGGAGUGUAUUUUUAAAACAAAUGAUUUUAAUUCAUUCACAGUUUCCUAGCAACCAGGAAAAAGCAAGUUUUCCUGAUGUCUGUGAGCACCAGCCUGAGAUGCGCAGAUGCUCCAGCAUGCCUCCAGAAGCAGAGAAAGAACAAAAGCACUGGAAUCGGUCUCCGCCUCUAGGCUCAGAGAAGCUGGGUCUUCCCACAGGAUAUCAAGUGUAGUGUUAGCUGCCGAUACCUGCUCAGCCGGCUAAGCCUUUAACCAUGGAAAGAAGGCUCAUAAAGAAGGAGAUGAAAAAGCUCUUGGGAGAUUAUAUUGGCAUCAGACUUCGGGAAAAUGAAUUUGACCCAAAAGGAAGAAGGCAACUCACCUUUCUAGAUGAUAUGGCACACUAUGACUUGGCCAUCAAGGUUGCUUUGCAAUGGCUGGAUCCCUCAGAAGACUUAGCUUGGCUGGAGUGGGAGGAAGUGAAAAUGCCAUUCCAUGGCAGACCCAUAUAUCCAAAUCGUAAAGAACGAGAAGCUAUGAUUUUAUCAUCUUAUGCUGGAAUCUUAAUGAACAGUAUCCCAAUUGAGGAAGUGUUUAACAUUUAUGGGGCUGAUUCUUCUGCCAAUUCUGGUACCAUCAAGGUUCCCCGAGUUUCAUCUCUCCACCUCUCCUUGCACCCCUUUGCCAUGUUAACAGCACCCAAAGCGGCAGAAUACGCCCGCAAACAGAGUAAGCCUGUUUACUUUCAUCUGCUUAGAGAAAUGUGUCAAGUCAAGAAAGGGAACAGCAAACAAAAAUGCCACCAGCAGCUCUACGAAGGAAGCAAAUGCCACGGAAUGGAAACCAUCGCAGAGGUUUUCAGACACAGCCAAAGAACAAAUCAGAGUCUCCCUCUGUUGCCCAGCCUGGAGUGCAGUGGCACAAUCUCAGCUCACUGCAACCUCCACCUCCUAGGUUCAAGUGAUUCUCCUGCCUCAGCCUCCCAAGUUGCUGGGACUACAGGUCACUUAGAAAAUUGGAAGUGUACCAUGGAACUUCAUAGUAGAGUCUCUGGGAGCAGACAAGAAGCAUCAUCUUAAAACCGCAGUUCCUGCCAGUACAUUUUUCUUUACAACUAGUUUUUGAUACAGCUGCAUUGAAGUGUUAUUUUUGAUGUUGAGCUUUUUUCUUUUAGAAGCAUAUUGCAUGGCUACAUUUUGUUUAAAAAAUCUAUGAUCUUAUGCUACUUCACUGUGACUGGAAGACUGUUGAGAAUUCAGAGAGUAUAUAGCAUUUCUGUGACGGAGCAAGAUGGCUCUGUGGCACAUUUUACAAACAUAUGGCACUGAACAUUGCACAGUGUUGGAGAAGGAAGCAGUUUUCCGAAGAGUUAAUCCAAAAUAAAAUUAAUCUGUCAUUGAUUGCCUUUACUGUGUUCUCAUAUGAAAAUAUUGUUAAAUCAUUUCAAUAAAGCAUUAAAAGAAAAAUGA
Molecule: messenger RNA, 1656 nt
Organism: Callithrix jacchus (white-tufted-ear marmoset)
Lineage: Eukaryota; Metazoa; Chordata; Mammalia; Primates; Cebidae
Gene: C6H2orf80
Product: chromosome 6 C2orf80 homolog
Source: RefSeq, a predicted model, not a curated record